UUCUUCUCCACAUUAUCAACAAGUCAAUCACGGACACGCUGAAUUUCGUAAUGUCUCUCUUGCGGCGCCUCCCCCGGAAUACCAUCCCAUCAUGUUCCUGGGUAGCUCCCCCAACAAGAAAGAUGAUCAUCCAUGUUCUGAGAAGACAGGGAAAUCGAAGAAAAAGAUUCCACAGCGCAGGAAUAAAUCUCCGACCUAUCAGAAAGAGCAAUGCAUAAACCAUCCCCCGUCAUCUUCAGAUACCUUCAUGGCAUAUCCAGGUGAAUACGUCAUCAUGGUGGAAGAGAUAACUGCACCACCCUUCCUGGGCAAGACGCUCCCCACUGCCUUCGCGCAUCUCAAAGUUUUGCCAAGGAAAAAGCAUCAACAUGCGAAGGAUUCCUAAAGAAGCCCCACGCGCCUUUUGGGUAGGACCUGCCCGGACAGAGGAGGUGAUGCUUCCCCCUUUUCCAUCGAGCCCUUUCUGCUGAGUCAGGUCUUUCCGCCUUGACUAAGACAUGCCCUGGGCCCCAUCACCCCAGAACCUGGCGCCCUUGUCCUGCCCCGGAAUCGAUGGCCCCUGUUCCUCUCUUGUCCCCUUGUCCUUC
Trichosurus vulpecula (common brushtail) is the source of this 587-nucleotide messenger RNA. RefSeq names its product MORN repeat-containing protein 1-like. The transcript is spliced from 4 exons. NCBI's taxonomy places the organism in Eukaryota, Metazoa, Chordata, Mammalia, Diprotodontia, Phalangeridae. The record is from RefSeq and is a predicted model, not a curated record. The coding region runs from base 92 to 385 and encodes 97 amino acids.